ACAAAGAUCAAAUUCAAGAUUGUAAACUAGAGAGAGCAUUUAGAUACAAGAUUAGGCUUGAGAAAAUGGAUGACUCAAGAAUAGCAAGGAAGGUGUACCUGUGGAUUGAAAGUGGAAGCAAAUGGUGGAAGAGGUGCAUGAGAAUGACAGACAGGAUUGGCUUAUAAGUUGUGUAGGCGAUGAGAAUGGCUGGGAGGAAUCAAAAUGAGCGUGAAUGGGUGGUAACAAGAGGCAGAGUGGGAGCUGACUGGGAUGUGAGAAAAUGGAAGAAUGAGAUAGACAAAGAAGUGAAAUGUGUGGGACUGAAUGAAUGGAAGAAUGAGACGGAAAGAAAGAAGACCCCUGGAAUGGUACAAGGAGAAAGGGGCCCCGAGGUAUGAAAGGUAGUAUGAUGGAAGCCUGGGCGGUGAUCUCUUCCGAGCGAGGGCACAGUGUAUGGAUGUGAAUGCAAAGGAGUUACAGGUGGUCUGAGUCCCGCAGCAAAGUGUGCCAGAUGUGUGACAUGGGAGAGGAUGAAACGGUGGAACAUGUGGUGGUGGAAUGUGUGAAGUAUGCCAGAGACAGGAAUAAGAUGAUGCAAGUGAUACUGACUGAGUUAGGGCAUGAUAGGAAUGAAAGAGUGGAGAAGACAGGAAAGGAGUGGAUGGUGUUGCUGGGACUGUGUAGAGAGACGAAUGAAAGGAUGACUGAGGCGGUGAAAGAGGUUUCUGGAGAGAAUGUGGCGUGCCAGAUGUACGAACAGUUACUGUAGAUGAUGCUGUUUGUUAUUUUUUUUUUUUUUCCCCUUCUACAGGAGUUGCCGAUCCAAAGGCCUGGCUUAAGAGUGAUCCCGAGCUACCUGUACCAUCAAGAUCAAGAUCGAGCGUCCAUAUCAGAUGACAGACCUCGAUGACAGCGUGGUGAGCGAGGAGGGGGAGUCAACCAGCAGAGUAGGGGAGCAUGACCCCUACUUUGAACCAGUGGUGACCUUGCUGGAGGUCUUCGUGGUUAGUGAUGAUGACCAGGAGGAGGAAAUGAUAAGACUGAGUUUCGAGGUCAGGCAGUACAAGCUGCUUCAUUAUCACACCUCUGAGUCGCCCCCACAGUGGAAGGAACGGGGCAUGGGGGCCUUUAAGAUUCUGAGGAACAAGCAGAAGAAGGCUGUGGAGUUUGUUCAGCGGCAGAAUUAAUGCCAGUGGCUGAGUUCAGAUCCUCCAAGACACACACACACACACACACACACACAGCAGCCCCUCCACCUCCCCACAGCCCUCCACAGCCCCUGACACAGCAUCUAACACAGCCCCUUCACAGAACACCACAUACCUCACACAUACAUAAGAACAUAAGAACAUAAGAAAUAAGGGAAGCUGCAAGAAGCGACCAGGCUUACACGUGGCAGUCCCUGUAUGAAAUAUACCUACCUAUUUCCAUCUGCUAUCCCCAUCCAUAAACUUGUCUAAUCUUUUAAAGCUCUCUAGUGUCCUAGCACUAACAACAUGAUUACUGAGUCCGUUCCACUCAUCUACCACUCUUUUUGAGGACAAAUUUUUUUCCUAUCUCCAUCCUAAACCCAAAUUUUUCAAGCUUGUACCCAUUAUUUCUUGUUCUACCCUGGUUGCUGAUCCUAAGAAUUUUGCCUACAUCCCCCUUGUUAUAACCCUUAUACCACUCAAAGACUUCUAUCAGGUCCCCUCUUAACCUACGUAUCUCUAAAGAAUAUAAAUUUAACAGCUUCAACCUCGAGACCUAUAUCUUUCCUGUAAUGUGGGGACCAGAACUGCACAGCGUAGUCUAGACGAGGUCUGACCAGCGCCAAGUAUAACUUUAAUACUACUUCCGGCCUUCUACUUUUAACACUCCUAAAAAUCACACACACCACAGGAGCCUCACAAACAGUCUGACAGCCUUCACAAGCAGCCCCACACUCCACCACAGACACACCAGACCCACAGCCCUUCACCUCACCCACUUCCCAGCCCCCCACAGCCCCCCAGCCACCACAAAUGAAGUCAAAGGAAGGGACUGUGGCCUCACCCAGCCAGCCAGGACAGCCUACAGAGAGGGGGUAGUCCCAGUCAAGUCACAAAAUAUAGGCUUGGUUCUUCCUACAGUUUGAAGUCAAUGAUUGGACAGGCCAGACAGCUUAGUGGCAGAGCUGCAGGUGGCCCUUGUAAGCUUCCUGGUGGCACAGAUGUAGGACAGCUGGGAGCAGGGGAGGUGCCUGAUGGGGCAGCUGUGCCGGACAGAGGGGCUGCUGCUGCUGCUGCUGCUGCUGGGGAGAGCCACACUUGUAUGGUGGUAACACGGAGAGGAAGUGGAAGAAACCUUGGGACGCUCCCAUAACUCAGGAGCAAGAAGUAAACCUUACUGGAAACCUUGUGACUGACAGGUGGCGGUGACUGCAGGAACCAAUUCAGAUGUCUGUCUUGUGUUGGCAAACGUCCUGUCCUGUCUGCAGUCAGGCCAGUAGUGCCAUGUCGCAGGGUGUGACAUCAGGUGAAGAGCCAAAUGGAAAGUGUCUGCAGCCAGUACUGGGUGUGCUGAUGCUGUACACAAGUGUCGAGCCAGGUGCCACAGCACAUGUCAGCUGACUCCACCAGUGUAGUGUCUCUAGUCCAGGAUGCACUGCUGUGUACGACUUGUAUGUCUUUAUAAAUUUGUGACUAUUCUUAUUAUAUAUGUGAAAUAAAUAUAUAGUUUGCUAACAGUGUGGUAUAAUAGUGUAAAAAUAAAUAUUUGAUAACAAUUCAUGCAUGCCCCAAAGGUAGAAAAAAAAAAACAGGAUUGUGCCCUCUAACCUUUUAAGAUACCACUUGCACAUAGAAGCCCCGUCCCAGCGACUCCAGUGUCGGCUGGGAUGGGGCUUCUAUGUGCAAAUGGUAUCUUAAACUUAGUUCAGUAGGCAAUCCUGUUUUUUUUUUACCUUGGGGGCAUGACCUGUACUCCCAGAAAGACUUUGCCAAAGAUAUUAUUGACAUGGCAUAAAUAACUAUCAUUGUUUUUUUUACCUUGAGGGCAUGACCUGUACUCCCAGAAAAGAGUAUUUGCCAAAGAUAUUAUUGACGUGGCAUAAAUAACUAUGCCCUGUACUCCCAGAAAGACUAUUUGCCAAAGAUAUUAUUGACAUGGCAUAAAUAACUAUCAUUAUGUUCAAGAUGGUAUACUGAAUGUUUAUUGUUUUAAUGUGAAUGUUAAGUGAAUAAAUACACAACAAUAAUAUAAA
This is a messenger RNA of Scylla paramamosain (green mud crab), 3205 nucleotides long. RefSeq names its product ran-specific GTPase-activating protein-like. The record is from RefSeq and is a predicted model, not a curated record. The transcript is spliced from 7 exons. Bases 876 to 1169 code for a protein of 97 amino acids. Gene Ontology annotation, cellular component: nuclear pore; cytoplasm. Gene Ontology annotation, molecular function: GTPase activator activity. Gene Ontology annotation, biological process: intracellular transport. NCBI's taxonomy places the organism in Eukaryota, Metazoa, Arthropoda, Malacostraca, Decapoda, Portunidae.